GUACCACCUUUGAUGGAGAUCCUGUUUUUUAUGAAAAAAUCCCAGAGAAUCCUUUUGUUUUUUGGAGAUCGUGCGCUAUUUGCAGGAGUGAAUUGUCUCUUGUCAUUCGAAGGUCCCAAACAACUGCAAUCGUAUAACUAUGGAAAGGUGGUACAACCUUUUGAAGGGUCAAUACUGGUUGGACAGGCGCGGGAGAGACGUACUAAACAAUGCUAUCAUGAUAUGAAAGUUGAACUCGAGGGGUGUAUUCAAGCAGUGUUUAGAAACGGUAGGAUUUUUAGAACAAUAGGAUAUUUCAGGAUGCUUUGCGCAUUUUUAUCGACAACAAAAAGUUUUUGCCAAUGAUCUUUUGGCUAAGUAGCCAAACAAUCAUUCAACUUUCUGAAACCAUGGAUCAUUUUGUGAAAUUAUCGUGAGUCGUUUCUGCUCUGAUAUCAAGCAACACGUGGAAUAAUCACGACAUUGUUUGAUAAUUUAUUCCCUGCAAUGUCUUACGUUUAAGGAGCCUUUGUUCUAUUAAUUUCACCUUACCGCUCUCAUUAUUUCCAAGCGUGUUCUAUACUUGAACCAAGAACAAGGCUUGCAUCAUUAGGCAUUGUUUAUUACGAUUGGAUUAGUGAAAAGGGAAUUAUUACAAACAAGGGCGCUGUGAUUUGCAGCCAAUCUGACAAAAGACCACGAUAUCCUUAAAAGACCACCGAGAUGCUGUCAAACUUCAAUUUUUGCCAUUCUGAAAAUUUUUGAAAAAUUUGAUUGUUCUAGGGUGUUCUCUUCGAAGAGAAUUAGCGAAUUAUAAAUUCUUAACGUCCAAAAAUAGCUGCUAAUUUAAUUUUCACAGGGAAUGAGUUUAUAAUGGAUGACGUCUUCAUAAUCUUCUUUUAUAAUUUUGACCAAAUAGCCACCAAAUAUAGGUUGCACAAGUUUGGCUGAGUGUUCUUUCAGAUUAUAUGGUGAGAAACUUUGAAGCGCUAAGCCACAGAAAAGCGGCUAAAUCAAUGUUUUUUUGUGUGGUAACACUAUUGCAUGGAUGGUCUAGGAAUAAAUAAUGGUUGGUUAUAGUUAUAGAUUGUUAUAGAUAACUCCUUCAAACUUUUUGUUUACCAACCCAAACAUAAAUUAAUAUGAAUUUUUCAAAACAGCUCUCCAGCACGUAGUAGAGCCAAGUAAAAAUGAAAAGAGACUAUAUGCUGGUUUCCACAUGCGUUUCCAUAACCAAUUUAAAUUAAAUCUUUAUGACGAAAAAGAUUUGGGAAGGAACUGCACCGCGUACCCGGAUGGCGAAAGGAUGCAUUUCCCUGCCGCUGUUUCUUGUGCGUGCGCACCACCACUUAGUAAAUGAGUAGUUUUCCGUCAAAUUGGUAUUGUUUACAUGGACAAAAGGACCACGAUAAUAAAGGACUUUUUGUUUCGAUGUCUAUGAAAAGACUAUAAAUGCACACGAGAGCGAUGUUGGGUUUCAAGAAAGAAUGUUUACGGUAUGAUGUGUACAGGCCUAAAUCUGGAGAGCCAAAAAGCAGAUAUUGAGACGGCCAGUAAAUACACGAGUUAAUCAUCUUCCAGGUUUGGCAAUUGUAAGUGGAAGGUGUCUUAAACGAAAGUAAAUUGCACAAAUUUCAUCAAGACUUGUUUUCCGCGUUUUAUUUUUGAAUUGUUUUGCGUGUGUGGAAUUCAAUUCAAAGCUACUCCCAGGCAUGCAAGAAAUUAUGCUACUUGACGAGGAAAGCGACCAAUUACAAUAUGACCUCCCGGAGUUUGGCAAGAGGAAAGUGAAGCAAACAAAUUCUGUAAUGUCUACGUCGAGCAUUGACUCUGGAGUAGGACUAUCAUUAAAAACAUCGCACUCCUCGGUGUCUUCGCUGAUUGGCGAUGUUGACACUAGUGGUUGCACCAUACCCGAAGUUCCUUGGGAAGUGGUCCGUGCAGAUCUAGUGAUCAAAGUUGGCAACACUCUGUUCCCGGUCCAUCGCUCGCUGGUCUCUCUUCAUUCGGAUAUUCUAAAAAACAUUAUUUUCAGCCUCAACUUCUCUGAUGAAGACACGCCAGUAAUAACGAUCAUGGAACUGUCUGCAUCAAGAAUCAUGCAUCUGUUAACGCAUAGUUAUUUCCCGGACAAGAAAGUUAAUGAUGAUAACGUGCUUCAGUUGUUAUCAAUUGCUGAUGAGUUUGUUGCUGAGAAACUUACGCGGAAAUGUGAAGGCUAUCUCAUGACAAAAUCAAAGAAGACUCCAUUCGAGCUGCUGAAAAUCGCUUGCAAAUAUCGACUCAAAAAUUUAAUCGAGAUGAGUUUGGUUGAAGCCAGUAGACUGCCAAGAUUGUUACAAAAGAUGGACAAAGAGAAUCUCGGAUUAGAAAUCGAGAACCGGAUUCUUAGGUUGAUGUUGGAACGUUAUGAGUCGUCCCACCAAUGUGCUGAUCAUCCUGAAAACCAGGUGGAUUGCUGUUUUUCCAGGACUAGGAAACUGUUUUCGAAAUAUAAUUCAGCUGGUGCAGAAAGCGAUACGAGUGACGAUGACUCACAGUGCGAUUACGAUGAUAUAGAUGUUUGGAAAACCAGUUAAGAUCGCAUGCAAAAAAUUAUUUGAGCCGCGUUGGUCAGUUUAUAAUUUACAAACAACUUUCCAUGGUAUUUCUGCAGUUGACCCGAGAAGUGAAUGGUUGUAGAUUAUGCUAAGUGUUAGAAUAUUUUAUUUAAGAAUUAAAACUUUGAAAUAGGAUAGUGCCUUACUGCCUUCAAAAUCUAAGAAGGAAGCUCAAGUUGUACUCUACUUUCUGCUUGAGAAACUUUAGCCUAAUCAUUUAGGUUUUAUAUGAAUAUCUAGUGAUAUUAAUAUAUUAUUAGAUAAUAUGGAUAAUAUGAAUAUCUAAUAUACUAUAAUAAUGCACGGUAUGAAUUUCUAUUGACAUGAAGACUUGGAAGCUUUCCAGAUGAUGUAAAAACGCAACACAUUAAUUAUCGUUCAUUGUUGAUUCGAUCACUCAGUUCCAUAAUAAAAGCUUUUGUAAACAGCUAGAGAGUCAUACAUAAUAUCAAAAUAAAAUUACUUUACGUACUACUUUUAGAUUAGACUCGGCUUUUAUAAAAUGCUUUGCGUAAUUAUUAUGGAGCUGGAUGCGAAUAGAAUUUGUACAGUUUUGUUAUAAAAUUUCACAAGGCUUAUAUGAAAUAAGCUCAGAUGCUAUCUGCAAA
Rhopilema esculentum is the source of this 3187-nucleotide messenger RNA. RefSeq lists its product as uncharacterized. Gene Ontology annotation, molecular function: protein binding. Lineage: Eukaryota; Metazoa; Cnidaria; Scyphozoa; Rhizostomeae; Rhizostomatidae. The record is from RefSeq and is a predicted model, not a curated record.